Molecule: messenger RNA, 378 nt
Organism: Tilletiaria anomala UBC 951
Lineage: Eukaryota; Fungi; Basidiomycota; Exobasidiomycetes; Georgefischeriales; Tilletiariaceae
Exons: 1
Coding region: 1-378 (125 amino acids)
Source: RefSeq, a predicted model, not a curated record
AUGGCCAAUGGGGUCGUAGACGCCGCGCUGUUCUGCACCUCGGCAUUGACGACGGCGCACGCUAUUCCACCCUUUAAAUCGUACUCGCACAUCGUUUCUCAGACCUCGGCGUCGCAACUGCCAGCGCUGCUCACCAUGUCCUACUCACAGCAACGCCUAAUCCCGAUCCUGCUCGCCACCUUCGUCGGUGUUGCGUCAGGCGUAUACAUCUUCGACGCACCACUUAAGCAGUACAAGUCUGACACGGACGGUACAUUCGAUCCCGCUAAGCGAGGCGCGCUGUCCUCGCUCACUGCGCCCCGCUCGAGCGACAGCCAGAUCCAGCAGCCCAUUGCUGAAGAGCGUGUCGCACCGAUAACCAAGGAGGUCCGUAACUAG